AUGGACAAUCUAAUACAGUGUUUGGGCAGAUGUAAAUGUGAGAAAGAGAGAGAAAACGAGUGCACGCGCGAGAGGGGGAGAAGCAAGAUGAACAACGUGGCGAACGAAACGGAAACACGGAUAUGCAUUCUACCGGAAGACCUGGAGGUUCUCGAGGACCCUCGAACGCCGUCGUUGAGAAGGAUCAGCUACGGCAUUAUCCUGCCUGCUAUCUGUUGCUUGGGAAUCAUUGGGAAUAUCCUGAAUCUGGUCGUCCUCACGCGACGCAAUAUGAGAGGAACAGCGUACAUCUAUAUGAGGGGAUACUCGGCAGCGGCUCUUCUCGCGAUAUUCUUCUGCAUACCGUUCGCCCUGAGAGUCCUUAUUCACAAAGAAACAGGACGGUGGAGCAAUUGGCUCCAGGCCUUUUACCAUACUCAUCUCGAACUGUUUCUCGGGAACGGUUGCUUGGGGGUCGGAGUGAUGAUGUUGCUGGCGCUAACCGUGGAGCGUUACGUUAGCGUUUGCCAUCCUGGUCAACACACACGGCCGCUCUGUGGUCCUCCGCAUCUAACGGUGGUCCUCAUCCCCCUGGCUACCUUUCUAGUUUAUCUGCCGAGUGCGUUUCGGGGCGAAAUUACGACUUGCCUGCUCGCACCUGGAGGCUCGGUGAUUUAUCAGAAGAGGGAGAACCAGUCGUUUCUCGACUCGAUGUUCUAUCAAGUGUACAAGGUGGCACUGGAGAUAGUUUUCAAAGUGGCGCCGACGAUCCUUCUCGCCGGCUUCAAUCUGCGUAUAAUGAUAGUCUACAGAAGGUCGUGCGACCGUCGACGGCGGAUGACGCUGUCCAGGACCGUCAGCAGCGACGAAGACCCCAGAACGUACGCGGAGGAACGGAGGCUGGUCCUUCUCCUGAGCAGCACCAGCAUCCUCUUCCUCGUUUGCGUCAGUCCGAUGGUGAUCCUGAACGUCACCCUCAGACAGAGCAUUCUCAGUCACUAUCCUUACCAGGUGUUUCGCGCCAUGGCGAACUUGCUAGAGGUGAUCAAUUACUCGAUGACGUUCUACAUCUACUAUCUGUUCUCGGAGGAUUUCCGGAGCACGUUGCUCCGGACUCUGCAGUGGCCCUGGGGAAACAGCGGCCGUGGCGGAAGAGGGCUGCCGAUGAAGCGUUCCCCGCUUCCAAGGCCGACCACCACGAUCACCACGACCACGACUACACCGCCGACCACUGCCCUCGCCACCCCGGGCCACUUCACGCGUGCCAGCGUCUAG
Molecule: messenger RNA, 1254 nt
Organism: Colletes gigas
Lineage: Eukaryota; Metazoa; Arthropoda; Insecta; Hymenoptera; Colletidae
Product: probable G-protein coupled receptor B0563.6
Exons: 5
Coding region: 1-1254 (417 amino acids)
Biological process (GO): G protein-coupled receptor signaling pathway
Cellular component (GO): membrane
Molecular function (GO): G protein-coupled receptor activity
Source: RefSeq, a predicted model, not a curated record